GGACACUAGCCACACCACCGUCGGCAGCACCCAAAAAUUGGAGCAGGAGGCAGGGCAGGACUUCCUUCAACCACAACACAAACAUUAACGGGACCAUACUUCAGAUAUGCAACAAAACAAACAAACGGUUGCCACAGGUAUUUGAUAUACACCAGAGAAACCAAUCAAGGCAAAUCUCCCACACAUGCUUCAGAUCUUUUGCCUCGUUUUCGGAUGUCACCUUGAAACUACCAAGGGAUCCUUGUUUAUGAUGGAUGACACUGCCACGCCGGCCGACUGUGAGUCACUGCCCUUUCUCCUGGGAAGUGAUUUGGAAUGAAUGAGCGCAACGACUCCGAACAACGGAUCAAAUUGGGAUCGUGGUGUGAAGAAAAAAACGAUUCGGGUACAAUAAGCACAUGAUAUGGUGACAUGGAGAAAGAUCGAUUCGAGUCAUCGAGUGGUGACUAUUAUUUUCUUUCGGGUAUUGUGACUCUCAGGAUUAUUGAGAAAGGGGGUAUAAGUAGAAUAUCUUCCGCUUUCACUUCAUCUUUUUUACUUUCUUAUCGUUAAUUCGAUCUCUGGUGCUCUGUCUAUCCUUUGGGGCUUACUCUACUCUACUUUACUCUACUCUACCUCUUGGUUUUGGGAUAUUGUUGUUACCUUUGCAUAGCAUCUACACAACAAAACUUCUAUACUCCAAAUCUCCACUCAACCCCAAAGUAACACUUUCACUUUCAUUUUCGCAAUGGUCACAACAAAAUUAUCCUCUUCUUCUUCUUCUUCCUCCUCCCCUCCCCUACCUCAUACUUCAGACUCCACUCCUCCCAUCCACCAUCGACAAAACCGACGUCGCGAGCGGCCAGGUUCACGCGCCCGUCGCACCAUCUCCCGCAAAUCUGCCCUCGCCACCGAUCUCAACGAAGGCAUUCUCGAAGCUCGAGACUCUGACUUCUAUAUUCCAAAUCAUAGACCCGGCAGUGGGCCCUCUCCAAUACUAAGACAAAGCUUCGAUCAAAGUUGGAUGAGAUGGAAGGCCAGACAAGCAGCUGAGCUAGAACAUUUGGCGAUCAAACAGAACAUGCGACAAUUGGAGAUGGAGAGACAAACAAUGGUGAGGGAAGCGAAGGGGAGGGAAGAGGAAGAAUUGGGGAAGAUGCAACGUCGACUCUUUGGGGGCGAAGAAGAUGACGAGGAUGUGAGUUGCGAUAUUGAUCUUUGUCCUGCUAUGCUGGAUGUGGUGAUGAGACUUUUUGAUGGGGAGGUCGAUUAUUUGGAUCCCUAGUAAGAUUCUUAUCUCAAAGUCAUUUAAUUUCUACCAUGUCUCGGUUCUUCGAUCAACAGAAUCUCGGGUCUCUUUGACCGUGGAGUUUGGAUGGUCAAUAUAGGGCACGUCAUAUGAAUGAAUGCUUACGCAUUUUUUCUCCCGUACAGGCGUUGUGUUGCAUCAUCGCUCUACGCCCAUUCACCUUCACAUCAAGGAGUCGGAAACAAAUUCAAAAUAUUGAAAUGAGGACACUGGCUCCACGCACCUUCCGACCACCAACACUGCGUCGCACAGAGACAGCACUAUAAGCAUGAGAUCUCAAAAGCACACAUUAUGAUCUGGUCUCAACAAAGGAAAAUAUACAGAUCACUCAGGUUGUGUGUGAGGAUGGACAACUGGAAUCUGCUCAAGAUUUGCGACGGAUCAAUACCUCGCGAUAUCACUCAAUUUUAUUCAACAUGUAUCUCGAAUCCGGAUCGGGAUAUAACACAGUCACUACCACAAAUUUGAUUAUGUUGCCUUCAUUUUAAUUAUCGUUUAUCAACUUCGGAUCUUCAUCGCCAGUCCGAUCAAUUUUUGACCAAAGAAUAUUUAUCUCGCCGAUGCUAUAUACCAACCUCCACACAAUCAACACCUCAUCACCUGCCUGCCACUCUUGAAGCCCAUCCACGCCCAUCGAAAAACUAACCUCAACUCGGAGGCAAAAAAAAAGCAUAAAUAUCAAAUACGAUACCCAUCGAGUGACGACUCGCAACAAAUCUCUCAGGUUACCCACUACAUACUUUAUAUUCCAUUCUCCCCUUACCUCUAUACGCCCCCACUCGAAAGAAAACUCGCACUCCUCAUGCAAAGAAAAUCAACCAAAGAAAAGAAAAGAAAUAUUGAGAAUACAUCUCCACAGACCGCACCUCGCUCUCCACCAAAAGGAAAGGAGUUUGCGAGAGGAGCAAUAUCUAUUUUCUUCUCUUGGUUUUCUUCUCAGAGGUUUCUUAUCUCAAAUUGGGAGGGAAGGGGGGUUGGAUAUAUAGAUAUAAAAAAAAGUACAUAAAAUACGAAAGAGAGAAAGGAUAAAGGAAAAAAUGUCAUUGAGAAUACAUCUCCCUAGACCGUCAAUCUUCCUUUACAUACACACAAAAAAAGAGGCGAUUGUACGAGAGGAGCAAUGGUAUUUUCUUUUCUCCCUUCUUUUUCUUUUUGGUCCUUUUUUUUUUCUGGUGGAUAAUCUAUAUCGGUCAAUUACUUGGUAUGAGAGAUUGGUCCUCAAUAGCUUGAUGGCGAUUUCAUUGGUAGUUUUACUUUUUUUUUUUUUUUUUUCAGCCACAGAAAAAAGAGGAUAGGAGAAGCAAGAAGGGGAAGGAAGGAAGGAUGGAUAUCAUAUACACUGUGAUGAAAAACAAAUCCAACAAUAGCCGUGUGCUCACUUCUCGCGAAGAAAGAAGGAGGAAGAAAAAGAAACCCAGGGUAGGGGAAUGUAAUGAGAAUUCGGGAGUUGUUUGAGCUCGCUUUUGUUGGGGGUAAUUAUGGGGGAAAGUGUGUUGUUUGGAUUUUGGGGGGUUGGUAUUGGAUGGGAUGGGAUAGGAUAGAAUGAGAUAGUUACUAUUUUAACACAUUACAUUAAAAUUUAUUGAUUGAAUAACUUCCUCA
Botrytis cinerea B05.10 is the source of this 2890-nucleotide messenger RNA. RefSeq lists its product as hypothetical. The record is from RefSeq and is a predicted model, not a curated record. NCBI's taxonomy places the organism in Eukaryota, Fungi, Ascomycota, Leotiomycetes, Helotiales, Sclerotiniaceae. The transcript has a single exon. Bases 728 to 1264 code for a protein of 178 amino acids.